AUUCCAUAAAUAAUUUAAAGAGGGUAGAAAAUUCUGCCCUUCAUUUAAAAAUUGAAUGUUUCAACAUGUAUUUAAAAAGCGAUUCAGGCUUAGGAGGAUGGAUAGCCAUACCAGCUGUAGCUGAUGUUCUCAGAUAUUCUUGCAUUGUUUGCUGGUCUUCUAGGGAAAAGAACAAUGUGGAACAGGACCUUAAAGAGAAGGAAGACACAGUUAAGCAGAGGACAAGUGAGGUUCAGGAUCUUCAAGAUGAAGUUCAAAGGGAGAGUGUUAACCUGCAAAAACUACAGGCCCAGAAGCAGCAGGUGCAGGAACUCCUUGAUGAGCUGGAUGAGCAGAAAGCCCAGCUGGAAGAGCAGCUCAAGGAAGUUAGGAAAAAGUGUGCUGAGGAGGCCCAGCUGAUCUCUUCCCUGAAAGCUGAAAUAACUAGUCAAGAAUCUCAGAUCUCCACUUAUGAGGAAGAGCUGUCAAAAGCUAGAGAAGAACUAAGUCGCCUACAGCAAGAAACAGCACAAUUGGAAGAGAGUGUAGAGUCAGGAAAGGCUCAGCUGGAACCUCUUCAGCAGCACCUACAGGAAUCACAACAGGAGAUCAGUUCAAUGCAGAUGAGACUGAUGGAAAUGAAAGAUCUGGAAAAUCAUAAUGACCAAUCAGAUUGGCGCAGUAGCCCACAAAGCAUUCUUGUAAAUGGUGCUACAGAUUAUUGUAGCCUCAGCACCAGCAGCAGUGAAACAGCCAACCUGAAUGAACAUGCUGAAGGCCAGAACAAUCUAGAGUCUGAGCCCAUACACCAGGAGUCAUCAGUGAGAAGUAGUCCUGAAAUAGCACCUUCUGAUGUGACUGAUGAAAACGAAGUUGUGACUGCAGCUGGUAAUGAAAAAGUUAGUCCCAGAUUUGAUGAUGACAAGCAGUCAAAAGAGGAAGAUCCAUUUAAUAUAGAAUCAAGUUCACUGACAGAUCCAGUUGCAGAUACAAACUUGGAUUUUUUCCAGUCCGAUCCUUUUGUUGGCAGUGAUCCUUUCAAGGAUGAUCCUUUUGGAAAAAUUGAUCCAUUUGGUGGUGAUCCUUUCAAAGGUUCAGACCCAUUUGCAUCUGACUGCUUUUUUAAGCAGUCUUCUACUGACCCUUUUACCACAUCAAGUGCUGACCCUUUCAGUGCAUCCAGCAAUAGCAGUAAUACAUCGGUAGAAACUUGGAAGCACAAUGAUCCAUUUGCUCCUGGUGGAACAGUUGUUGCAGCUAGUGAUUCAGCCACGGACCCUUUUGCUUCUGUUUUUGGAAAUGAAUCAUUUGGAGAUGGGUUUGCUGACUUCAGCACAUUGUCAAAGGUCAACAAUGAAGAUCCUUUUAAUCCUUCCACAUCAAGUUCUGACAGUAAUGUGGUCAUUCCAAAAACUGUGUUAGAGGAAACAUCCACCAAGAGUGAGGAUGUACCUCCAGCACUGCCGCCCAAGAUUGGAACUCCAACAAGACCCUGCCCGCCACCUCCUGGGAAAAGACCCAUCAACAAAUUGGAUUCUUCUGAUCCCUUUAAACUGAAUGAUCCAUUUCAGCCUUUCCCAGGCAAUGAUAGUCCCAAAGAAAAGGAUCCUGAUAUGUUUUGUGAUCCGUUCACUUCUACUACCACUACCAAUAAAGAGGCUGACCCAAGCAAUUUUGCUAACUUCAGUGCUUAUCCCUCUGAAGAAGAUAUGAUUGAAUGGGCAAAGAGAGAAAGUGAGAGAGAAGAGGAGCAAAGACUUGCCAGACUCAAUCAGCAGGAACAAGAAGACUUGGAACUGGCCAUUGCACUUAGCAAGUCGGAGAUCUCUGAAGCAUGAAGUCAGCAGUGCUGUUCUUGAAUACUGAAGCUAUUUACCAUGUGCAUCAAACUACCUAUGAGCAUGGGAUACAAAACGUUUGAGAGUCCUGUAAAUGUGACAAAAGCAUAACUUGGUUUUUGGGUUUUUUUUGGGGGGGGGGGGGGUUCUAUUUUAACUGUGUCCUUUAAUUUUUUCUUCCAAAAGCAGUACCCUAAUUAGACAGCUUACUCUAGACCCCUGUUCUGGUGCGCAUUUACAGUGAACUCUUGCCUGCUUAUAUAUUUCCUGUAAAGCUAGAGCUAAGCCUCUGCGUUCUGGAACCUAGCAGAUAUAGUUUUGCGCUGUGCUGCCCUUGUUCUGUAAUUCCUAUGACAGCAGCUAGAGUUCUGAAGGUGUGCAAGUAUUCUCCCUGAGCUGAGUGGUUGGAGGAGGGAAGGGAAAGAGCAUCCUGUUACUUUCGAUCGGUACAAAACAUUAAAAAAGUAAAGUGCAUUAUAUGUACUUCUGGAGAAAAUACAUUUUGUUAUUUAGAGAUGGGAACAUACUCCCCACUGUUGAAAACUAGUUGAAUUAAGUUAAACCAUUAUUGUUCUAGGCUCAAGUAAUUCCUAAAUAAAAGCAUUAAAGCCUUGUGUGUGAAACACAUUUUUAAAACAAUUUUUUCUGGACCUAAAGAAUUUUAAGAUUAAUGGCUGCAUAUUUCCUAGUUUAAAAAAAAAGUGCUUACAAAUAAAAUUUGUAAGGAAAUGUUCAUUUUAAGUGCUAGUGAGGAAAACUUGUGACUUAAAAUGCAACCUGUUAGUUUAAGCAAACACUUAGCCUGAACCCAUCUGCCUUGGCAGCUGCACUGACCUUAGUUCAGAAGUGUCCUGAACUAGAAUUGGAAAGUACUUUUGUUUUCAUUAUGUGUUUUGCUUCUUUAGUGGGGCCCAGCUAUUUGCAGUGAUUUAAUGGAAGAAGUAACACAUAUCCUCUUGCUUUUUGUCCAUAUUAGUUGUUUCAAUUACUUUGUUUGCUUGCUUUAUUUUUUUCACUCAUAAAAUUGGAAAACUACCCCCCACACACCCAAAAUCCUGGUUUUUAAAUAGAAAAAAAAAUAAAUAGACUUUCCAAAUUAUCAGAACCCUGCCUUUGUUAAAAGCCCAUCUUCUGCUCAACUGGCCAUCUUCUGACAGCUGGCUUUGAAAUGGACUGUGAAGUAGACUAUAAAUUGUAUCUUUUUUUUAAACACAAGUUACUAAUUUAGUGUUUUCAACACCAAGAUAAAAAAAAUGAACCUACAAACUAAUUAAAAAUUUUAAUUUUUAAAAUUAAGAAGUCACAAGUUAAGGUGGUAUUGAACUGUGUUAACCAGAGUAACUUACUGCCUGGCCUGUAAAGAAAUUUACAGUGUCUAAUCAGUCCAUCUUGAAAUGGUGCUUUUUUUUUCUUUACACACACUAUUGAAUGGCUGGAAUUUAAAACAAACUUAAACCACUUUCUUGCACUGCUAACUUUUUUCUACUUUUGUAAAUAAAUAUUUCAGCAUAAAGUCAAACAUGUGAAGUAAGGGCUGAAUCCUAAUCCCAAGGCUUUAGCAGUGAUAGCUAAUCCAGUGGCCUGAGUAUUUGCUGCAGACACUGAUUGCGAAGGUCAGGCUGGGAGUUGUGGUAGGCAGUGUUCUCUGUUCCCUUUCCUCUCACGCUUCAGGAGAAAGGUAAGUUGACUUGAAUAACCUUCUUUUGCACUGAGAAAAGUGAAAAAUGUUUGAAAUGCUUUUAAAAAUUUUAAUUAAAGAAAACUCUGGAAAUAUUAAAUAUCUGUAACUUAUAAACAGCAACUUUUGAUGUGCAGUAAAGUUUGCCCUAAUCUCCAGUGCUCUUAGCUGAGUCCUAGAGACUCAUCCUUGGUUAAGAUGUGUAUACUCCGUGGGCCAAUAUCAUACUAAAAUGUGUAUAUAUUAUAUAAACAUAUCUAUGUCUUCAUGCUUGAUUGUAUAGGACGAAUGUCUUAAGAGUCAUUUGUGAUGUUUUAUGGUGUUGACCCUGGCUUCAAAGCCUGCGCUUGAAAUAAAGAUGAAGUUUUAACCAUC
Myodes glareolus (Bank vole) is the source of this 3870-nucleotide messenger RNA. The record is from RefSeq and is a predicted model, not a curated record. NCBI's taxonomy places the organism in Eukaryota, Metazoa, Chordata, Mammalia, Rodentia, Cricetidae.